Mixia osmundae IAM 14324 is the source of this 2841-nucleotide messenger RNA. RefSeq lists its product as uncharacterized. Bases 1 to 2841 code for a protein of 946 amino acids. Gene Ontology annotation, biological process: interstrand cross-link repair. Gene Ontology annotation, cellular component: nucleus. Gene Ontology annotation, molecular function: flap-structured DNA binding; 5'-flap endonuclease activity; 5'-3' exonuclease activity. NCBI's taxonomy places the organism in Eukaryota, Fungi, Basidiomycota, Mixiomycetes, Mixiales, Mixiaceae. The record is from RefSeq and is a predicted model, not a curated record. The transcript is spliced from 5 exons.
AUGAGCGAUCUACCCGAGCCUACGACACCGCUCAAGCCGACAUCACGAGCAGAAGAUGAGCAGGCCCCCUGUACGUCAUCAGGCGACUCGCCUUCGAGCGACAGGAUUGUCGAUUUACCCCCUCAGCAACGGAUAUCAAUCUACGUCCAAGCUUUCGAGGAGAUGCUGGACGUCGUACUCCGCUCAGAGAGCUUCCUCUUCUCAGAAACUGAGCUUCGCGUCCUAUCCCGCUGGUCUGCGCUGUCUUACGAAGCGCGAUACCUCUUUGUGAGGCUCUUCAUACGCAAGCACGUCUGGCAUAGAGCAAGUCAGAUAGGCUACGCAGACGAGAUUGCAGAUGUCGCGCGGGCGUGUCACGAGCUGAGCCAACCGGUCUCAGAACUGCCAGAAGCCUCGCCUGGUCUUGACCGGGAAGUCACACCUGCACCAGAGAUGGGCACAGGCACGACGUACUUCAACCCCAUCGUUCUUGUCAGUCCUUCUCGCACAGCCAGCGCUGCUAUUGCUGCUCGCCGUCGGCCUGCUGCACCUGCUACUCCAGAGCGCGUGCGAACGAUAGAAAGCGUUAUGGCGGGAGACGACAGCUUCUUGACAAGCGGCAAUGCAGGCGAACCCAUUUCGAUAGAUGACUCGCCUCAGCGUCCGCCAAGUCGUCCAGCGCCAAGGCCUAUGCAGAGCGCGCCAUCUGCUAGUCCUUCGACGAGCUCGCAAGCAGAGCUACCCGAAUGGGCGCGUACACUAGGCCCGGGUGCCAAGAGGAAUGACGAUCCAGCCAUUGUGCGGUUCGCACGAGAUGAGCAAGUCCUGCGGGAGCAGGACGAUUUGCCUGCAUUGCUGGCCAUGCUUAGUCUCGACGAGCUCAAGCUCAUUGCAAAGGAGAUGCGCAUUUCUAAGUCAGGCACGACGCGCGACAGUAUCAUCAAAGCACUCUCCAGAUCGGCUACUUCUCAGACAACGCUAUCCUUUCUGCCGAAGCGGUCUCCCUCAUUAGAAACCAAAACAAGUGGCAGUCCACAGCUGAGUCUCAAGUUUGACGAAAAGGGCAGAACGCUCUGUCAGGGCGAGAUCAUGGUUGCAAAAGUGUUGACUCGUUUAGGCGCAUGCAUCGAGCUAGAUCAUACUGUCGUCUCACUCUUUCUCCGCGUCCAUCUCAUCUUUCAUCGUUCAAGCGUGCUGUCGUCGGGCACUCUCACUUCAUCUCUAUUGAGUAGAUUCAAGCUACGCAACUAUCCGGAAUAUCAAAUUUCGCGCUCUUUCAAUAUCUUCAAGAGCAGGAGGAGCCUACUCGAUUACGAAAAGGCGCUGCUAGUUGAGCAUAAGAUGGAAGAUUGUCUGGGCGAGCUUUCGGAGACUUGGGCACAGCGAAAGGGUACAGAAUGGCGCACGCAAGGCUACAUCGAAGGCAGGCGAGUUUGGGAAGCUGUCUGGCCGGCUUGGAAGCAGAUGGUACAUCUUGCCGAAGAGGAGGAUCGUAUCAAGCUUGAGAAGGAAGACAUAGACGAUCGACUGACAUACUAUCGCAAGCGCUUCCAUCCUGCCUGGCCUCUCACGCGUGUCGUAUACAAAGGCGCACAGAUCUUGUCGAAGCUCAAGGAGUAUCAGCUCGAAGUUGAAUGCUUACAAGCGCUGCUCGCACAGAAAUGCUUUCGACGCGGCAAACGCGGUGCCUGGUACGAGAGAUUGGCUCUGGUGAUCAUGAAUCAUCUCGACGAUGACAAAGAUCGUCGGCGGAAGCAAGCAUUGAAGAUCUGUCUGCGCGGUCUCGAAGAUCCCUUCACGCACAUCAUAUACAAACACGCACUCCAGCGACGGAUCAUGCGACUCGAGUCCCUGCUGAAGCUCGAUGACAUCAGGAAGCAUACUUUCAACUACGUUGGCUUGCGCGCAGCUACCCGACGAACACUCGAAGGCGAGAAGCUCAGCGAAGGCGAGACGGGUAAGAAGAGUAGCUGGCGAGCCAUGGACGGCGCUGAAGUCAACGUCGAACAACUCUCGCUCGAGUAUUACGAGCGCCAAGGCUUCAAAGGCUUUCAUUGCGAGAAUGGAAUCCUGACGACCAUAUUCGGCUUGCUGUUCUGGGACGUCCUCUUUGCGCCCGUCGAUGGCGUGUUCGAGACCGCCUAUCAAUCUGCCCCGCUCGAUCUUGCAACGGAUGCUUUCAGUAUUGUCCGUGCUGGUUUGGUCAAGGAGCGACUGGCGGCCAUCGCAGACGGCCAGGCUGAAGCGCUUCUCUCUGCCGUUGACGAUCGCGAGCGGCCCCGUAAUUCCUGGUGCAUUGGCGUCAGAUGGGGAUACACACGCGAGGAUCUCCUCGCUAUUGUUCGGUGCUUGGGCGGUCGAGCUCUCGAAACCAUCUGUACCGUCUUCGCCGAGGAGUACGGACAUCGCGUGGGAGGUAUUCCCGACCUCUGCAUGUGGAACGAAGAGCAAUCAAUCUGCAAAUUUGUCGAAGUCAAAGGACCUGGCGACCGCUUGUCGGAGACGCAGCACGUCUGGAUCGAUCUUUUGCUCACUGCUGGCGUGCCCGUCGAGCUAUGCGCAGUCGUGCAAUCGGGCGAAGACUUUCAUGAUUCGCAAGAUGACACGGUCGACGAAAGCGAAGAGGAGCUACCCGCGAACAAGAAGCGGCCGAGUCCACUGAUGAAGCGCAAAUCCAGUACUGACGAAAAGCCUGUGAAAUCUUCCAAGCGAGCAUUAGACAGGCCCAAGCUGAAGAGGGAGACUUCGGCACAAGCUGAAUCAAAGCCGUUACAGGCACGUAAGAAGAAAGACAACGUAGCUUCGAGCAAGCGCAUCAAAUUAGCAUUGGAAGACAGCUGCGAAGUCAUCGUGCUCGACUGA